AUGUAUCGGCUCAAGCUGGAAGCUCUGACGGCGAUCGCAGCGUGGGCCUUCGCUGCAGCCUCGAGCCCACCCCCUGUCUGUAACUACCUUGAUGGCCUCUGCCCUCGGGACGAUGAUUUGGAAGCGCUCGGAGCUAAGCUUUCGAGUACUGCCAAAGUCUAUUAUCCCGGCUCGAGCGGCUUCAAAAAUGUAACUACUCGGUGGUCGGUUUUGGAGGAGCCUAAAGUCAACGUCGUUGUGGUCCCUGGUACUGAGAAUGACGUUGCUGAGAUUGUCAAUUUCGCAAACAAGAAACACCUGCCCUUCCUCGCAUAUAAUGGUGUCCAUGGAUCUAUCACCUCUCUGGGCAAGAUGGACCACGGCGUCGGCAUCUCUAUGAGCCAGUUGAGCGGGGUGAAAGUAAACAGUGAUGGAAAGACUGCCACGAUUGCCGGUGGAACCAUGUCCAAGCUCGUCACAGAUGAGCUCUGGGCCGCAGGAAAGCAGACGGUGACCGGAACUUGCGAAUGCGUCAGCCUUCUCGGGCCUGGGCUCGGUGGUGGGCAUGGCUGGCUCCAAGGACAGCACGGACUCGUCGCGGAUCAGUUCGUGUCGAUGAACAUUGUGCUUGCCAAUGGUACUUUGACCAAGGUGGACGCAAACUCCGACCUCUGGUGGGCGAUGAAGGGCGCCGGUCACAACUUCGGCAUCGUCACCUCUCUCACCACCAAGGUUUAUGACAUUGAGCACACAGACUGGGCGAUCGAGACUAUCACCUUCAGCGGUGACAAGGUUGAGGCUGUCUACCAAGCUGCCAACGACUACCUCACCAAGAAUGGCAAGCAGCCCGUCGAUGUCGUCAACUGGUCAUACUGGAUGAACAACCCGGACGCGGAUCCCAACAACCCCGUCAUCGUAAUGUACAUUAUCCAAGAAGGCGUGAAAGCCGUGGACUCAAUCUACACGAAACCCUUCCACGACCUCGGCCCUCUAUCUGUUUCACCAAACUCAGGAACCUACAAAGACCUCGCAGCCUGGACUGGUAUCGCCAACUCAUCCCCACCGUGCCAGAAAGUCGGAAUGGCCAACCCCCGUUUCCCAAUCUACCUCGAGUCCUACAACGUCCCCGGCCAAAAGGCAGCGUGGGACGUCUACGCCGCCGCCGUCCGGGGCUCCUCACCCUUCAACAACUCGAUCUUCAUGUUCGAGGGAUACUCCACCGAGGGUGUGCACGAAGUGCCGUCCGAUUCUACUGCUUUCGCCUUCCGCAGCGAGAACCUUCUUGCUGCGCCUUUGAUCAACUACUUCCCGGCCGCCGGACUUGACCAGAAAGCGGCUGAUCUGGGGCAGGAGUUGAGAAAUAUUCUCCUUGAGGGUAGCGGAAGGCCGAAUAUUAGGGCUUAUGUCAACUAUGCGUAUGGAGAUGAGACGACGGAGGAGCUGUAUGGUGAGGCGGAGUGGCGGCAGCAGCGGCUGCGUGCGCUGAAGAGCAAGUAUGAUCCUGAGGGGAAGUUCAGUUUCUACGCUCCUAUUCCGUGA
This is a messenger RNA of Penicillium cinerascens, 1518 nucleotides long. RefSeq names its product putative FAD-dependent oxygenase. The record is from RefSeq and is a predicted model, not a curated record. The transcript has 3 exons. Gene Ontology annotation, molecular function: FAD binding; oxidoreductase activity. Lineage: Eukaryota; Fungi; Ascomycota; Eurotiomycetes; Eurotiales; Aspergillaceae. The coding region runs from base 1 to 1518 and encodes 505 amino acids.